AUGCCGGGAGUAAUCGACACCAUGGAAUAUAUCUCCAACCAAGACCGGCGGCAGGACCGACUUCAAGAAUUAGGUCGUGAAUGGGGGCUAGACCCGUCUCCGCUUCCUUCUCCGCUGCUGCGUCCAGAGGGGACCGUAUCAGUAACCACUUCAAACGAUGAUAUGCACGCGGAGGCGCUUCUCAAGCAGCACCGCGAGACAGACCAGGCACAGCAAAACAAGGGCGGUCUUUCUAGAGCUUUCACCACCAAGAAGAAGGGCUGGGAGUACAAGGAGAUCUAUAGUGCUCUUGUUACGCAUGUCGCGAAUAAGGGGUCGCCCGGUGUGGCAGAGGCUCUUAUCCUGAAACUUAAUCUCGUUGGUGGUAACGUCAACCUGGCCCAGAAAAGCCGGACGAGCAUGUUAUCAAGGAGAAAGAGCUUGGACUUGGCCGAGCGCAGUCAGGUCCUCCAGAAGGCGGUGGAGAACAGGCACAAGGAAAUGGUACAAGUCUUACUGCCAUUUGCCGAUGCUCUGAGCCUGGAUACGGCUCUACCGAUAGCUAUGCGGAAUCAAGAUUCAUCUAUUGUCGAGAUGUUGGUCAGGUACGGAGCGAGUGCCGCACAAACCGCCGAAGGCCAGGAUGCCUUCAGGCACGCAUGCGGCGUCGGAGGCGAAGCAGAUAUGGUGGCCAUGAUCUUGUCGUCGGAAGGUCGGCCGCCGGAGGCUUGGAUAUCGCAAUCAAUGGUCGAGGCUGCCAGAGCCGGGUGUUUGAAUACGGUACUGGCCCUGAGUCGUUCGACAGCCGACGGGAACCACGACAGCGCAGCAGCACUGAAGGCAGCAGUGGCCCUUGGACGACGAGAUAUUGUGCUGGCGCUGGUUCUCGGAGAUAAGCCCCCGAGCCAGCCUGGUCUGAAUGAGGCGUUCGACCAGCUUAUGACCCACCAGAAUAUCAACCCCAACGAGAAGAUGGCAAUGGCAGAGGUCUUGCUUUGCGCUGGGGCGGAAGGUGACCUCGUUGCCCAGGCCUUGGUACACGCCAGCGCCACGUACUUUAUCGAAAUGGUGCAUCUCCUGGUCUCGUAUGGUGCAUCGAUUGAGUAUCAAGAUGCCAUCGCUGUGCGGAAAGCUGUUUCAACAGGCAAGCUUGACCUGGUGGACAUAAUGCUGAACGGGCAGUCGCAACUUAGCUCGGCGCACGCAACAGAGUGCGUGGAGCUUCUACCAAAGAAGAUGCGAUUCGAAGACAGAUAUACGUUUCUUAGCUUGUUACUGCGGAAGGGGGCGAACGGGCCGCCACUGGAUGAAGCGCUGAUCGAUGCAACAGAGGCCGGAGACGUGGAAACGGCGAAGCUACUCCUGACACCCCUAUUUCCUGGCGGCAAGAUGGUCGGGAACCAAGACCUUAAGAGAGGACCACGAAGCAUGGUUUUCGAGCGGCAUGCGAUCGCCUCAACGGACCACAAAGGAGCACUGGCGUUGCAGAUAGCCGUUAAAAACAAGAACGUCCCUAUCGCGAAGCUGAUAUUAACGAAUAAGCCGCCGUCAAACGAUGCCAUGGCUCAAAUCUUCCCCAGUGUUAGGAACCUGUCAAAACUUGACCGCUUUCAACUUACUGAAGCUUUCCUCGGAGCCGGCUUGUUUGGCCCAUGUGUUCACUCGGCGCUGGAGAAUGUUAUAGACGAAACUCCACCCCAUAGGGAUGAUCGGUUAAUUGCCCUGUUCUUGAGGUCCAACGCCGAUGUCAACUUCAACGAAGGUGCUGGUAUCACAGCCGCCAUUGCGCAGAAGGAUGUGAACCUGCUGAGCAGGUUGCUGAAGAGCAACCCGACCCCUCGGAUCGCUGCAAAGGCGGUACCGAGGGCAAUGGAAGUUGAGGAUCCGAGAAAGAAAACUCAGAUGAUCACUAUGCUACUCGGGGUAGGCGCUGCUGAAGGAGGACCCGAGGUUUCUGCUGCCUUGGCGACGUUGACAAAGUCUGCUCCCGUCGACAAGGAUUUACUAGCUGCGUUGCUUCAACACGGUCACGCCGACGUCAACGCAAAUGAAGGUCGUGCGGUUGUCAAUGCAGUCAGUAAUCCUGACUCGGCUCUGCUCGAGACAGUCCUGUCCCUUGGCAAGCCAAACCAAGGCACCCUCGAGCGUGCUAUGAAAAGCCUUGGCCAAGUCCCGUCGAGUCCAGCGAAGGCCCAGAAACUAGACAUUCUGUUACGGAGAACAUCCUCAAAGAGCACGAUGAGUCAGCUUCUAGUUGACGAAGUUCAGCAUGUACUCAAAAUUCCCCCACCGCAGCGGAAUCUUGCUGUGUUGAAGACGCUUCUGGCCAACGGUGCAGAUAUCAACGCUUACAAUGCCGAAGCCCUCUGCAGAGCCGUAGCGGCCGCUGACGGACCGAUGGUCGACCUCUUGUUCUCCGCGCGACCAAAUCCACACUCGUUGUCCUUCGCCAUGCCACACGCCCUUAGAAUACAGGACUUGAUGGAUCGUCUCACGUUUGCGCAACGGAUUCUGGAAGCUGGCAUUCCGCCCACGGAAGUGAAUCGUGCUCUGGUGUUUGCGGUAAACACAUAUCCUGACGAUAUCCCCCUCAUCAACUCUUUACUCGCCCACGCAGAUACGAAGGAUGGCAUAGCCCUCAUUGAGGCUAUCAAGAUGGAGAAGCAGGACAUCGUGGAGCUGAUUCUCCAUAAGAAGAGCUUCUCGGUGGAUGUUUUGAACUCUGGGUUCGCCCAAGCGACGAGGGGCAAGAAUAAAAGGUCGCGAAGUCUGUCGUGUAGCAAUCUUCUGAAGGCCGGUGCGUCUGGUGAGGUAGUGUCAGAUGCCCUGCUCGCUGCGGCUUCGGACGGAGAUGUCGACUUCGGUUCAAUACUCGUUCAAAAUGGCGGAAGCGUCGAGCACAAGGAUGGCCAAGCUAUAGUCGCAGCCUGCAAAUCCGGAGCUGCUGAUGUCCUUGGCAUGCUCCUAUCUGGAGACUCAAACGUGAGCCAGCAAACACUUCAGAAGGGGUUCCAGGCAGCAACUGAGAUAUCCGACCUUGCGCGGCGGGCAGAUAUCUUCAAGCUUCUCUUGCAACGGGGUGUUACGGGCGAGGUUGUCGAUGCUCAACUGGUCUCGGCGGGACGAUUUGGUGAUAACGGAACCAAUCUCGUGAGACUGCUAUUAGUGUAUGGUGCAAGCCCUGAUUUUAAUGAGGGCGAAGCAGUGGAGAAAGCGACCAGCAGCGCUUUCCUUCACAAUCUUGAGAUGCUUCUUGGCAUCCGCGAAGUUGGCGGCAAGCAAAAGAAGCCCUCGUCGCACACCUUGCUGAAAGCGAUGGAGGCCUGCUGGAAUCUGAGCAGGGAUGUUCGCUUCACCGUACUGGAAUGGAUCUUCAAGGCUGGCAAGCCUGUGCCAAACGCCGUGCACGCAGCCUUGACGAAGGUCGUAAACGAGGAAGAGCCGGAGGAGCGCGUCAUUCAGUUGUUGGUGGCCAACAGGGCAUCACCAACCGCCAAUGGCUGCCAAACACUCAUUGAUGCAACGCGAACACUGUCAGCAUCCCAGUUCACGCAACUGCUCGAAUCCAAAAUCACCCCAGAGGAAGCUUCAUUAGCGUUUGGCAAGGCUUUCGUCCCCGAUAAUUCAAAGUCAUGGCUGUCAGAAAGAGGACUCGAGAUCGCGCGUUGUCUACUGAGGAAAGGGGCUGGAGGAGAUGCUGUUGGGUCGGCUUUUGUGGCUGUCCUGGGAGUAUAUGCGGCAAAUCCUGGCAGCGUGGCCGAUAGCUUCGUCGAGCUGUUGCUCAAGUAUGAUGCUGAUAUCAACUAUAACCGUGGAGAGGCUCUCCAGAUUGCUGCAACUCAGGAUAGCCCUGGGUUGUUGCGAAGGCUACUGCGAGAGAAGCCGAACUCAGAAGCACUUACAAUGGCAUUCCCUAUGAUAUUCGACACCGACGGCGACGAAGACCGGGUGCAUGAGUCGAUUAGCCUCUUCACUGAGUAUCAUGGCGGAGACAACCACAUCGAUACCAUGUUCAAUCAUCCAGGUUCUGAACCUGUUGUCAUACGCGCGUUAUCACGCUUCCCAAGAUCUACAAAGAUCCUCCAGGCUCUUCUUGACGUGGGCUACUACCAUGACCAAGUCACUACAGCCAGGGUCAUACCGGAACUCGAGGGUGACGAACAAGUAAACUUGUUGACCUGGACGAUUUUGCAACCUCAGAAAAAGAUCAGCAGUGGUGUCAUCAGCCUUCUCAUUGAUGCAGGCGCAAAGGUCAACUUCGAAACACGCACAUCACGUACGACGCCGCUGAUGCUAGCGAUACAGUCGCGAAGGCAAGAUAUUGUGAAGUCACUUCUCCUUGCUGGCGCAGAGGUUGACGUGACAGAUGCGACAGGACGCUCGCCCUUAUCUAUGGCGUCUGCCGUCGGCGGUGAACUGGCCAUCACGAUGAUGUCUAACCUCUUAGCUGCUGGUGCCUCUAGGAACGAUGGGUCGUUGCACAAUGCCGCCCGCGAGCUCAAUUUGCAGGCAAUGCAGAUUCUCGCUGAAUACAAACACGAUCCUGACUUUCCGAGCCCACAGCAUGGCGGCCGAAGCGCUCUCGGUGAGCUGUGUCUCCAUGCUGCAGACUCGGGAGAGAUCACAGCUCUGCGGGAAAAGGCAAUGGAGAAAUGCAUCAACUUCUUGCUCCAGGAUACUGACAUUACUCUCCACUCGGACGGAAAAUCGGCCCUGCUCCUCGCCCUCGAAUCUGCUGAUCCUCUUACUACCACCAAGGUGCUUCUUCGCGCAGACAUGUGGAAGUUCAUCAAUAAGCCAUUCAAUCAGUAUACAGACGGAGAGUUCACGUACUCGCCAACUCAAUACGUGGCCCGCGUUCUACCGCAAACAGAUGUCACCCCCGAGUUACUUAAGCUCCUCAAAGCCAACCGUGGGACAGACGUUUACUACGCAAAUUCGGGCGCUCAACCAGAAGGUGCAAUUGGCAUGCCAAAGCAUGUGGAGCUCGAGGAUCAGGACCGAAAGGCAAUGCUAGCCCGUAAAGCGCGCGAGGAUGAGGAGCAUGCCCUCGCCAUCAACCGUACAAAGGAGCUUGCCGCUGUUCAAGCUCAGAUCUGGGCAAAUCAAGCCGAGCUGGAGGAUGCACGAAAGAAACGCUCGCAUAACUCAGACCUCAGCGCCAUCAAUGAACGGGCUCGACUGGAGGAGGAGCUCUUCACCAAGGCGCUGGCUCAACAGCGCGCCAGGCAGAGCCAAGAGGUCGCGCAUCAGCAGGCGCUGACCGAGGCCUCGCGCCGGCGGGUGCAGGAGAUCGGCGACACGGAGUUUGCGCUCGAGACCCAGAAGCAACAGCGGAUGAUCGAGUGGGAGCGGGACCUCGGCAACGAGCGCGUCGGCAACGCCACGCAGCUGAGCAGCAUCCGGUUGCGGGAGCGCGAAGAGAUUGAGCGUAUGGACCAGGCCGCCGACGGCAGGUUCAAGGACCGCAUCGCGCAGCAGAAGAGGCUGGUGGACAGCCAGAGCAGUCUCGCGGCGAACCUGGGUAAUGGGGCUACCGCGAGCGGGAGGAAACAGAUUGGGUAUGUCACGGGCGAGGUGCCCUGA
This is a messenger RNA of Neoarthrinium moseri, 5565 nucleotides long. RefSeq lists its product as uncharacterized. The record is from RefSeq and is a predicted model, not a curated record. Gene Ontology annotation, cellular component: nucleus; cytoplasm. Gene Ontology annotation, molecular function: protein binding. Lineage: Eukaryota; Fungi; Ascomycota; Sordariomycetes; Amphisphaeriales; Apiosporaceae. Bases 1 to 5565 code for a protein of 1854 amino acids. The transcript has a single exon.